AUUUGAUUUAACACUGCACCUCACAUCAAAGGAAAGUCAAAGUUUGUGACCUAAUUUCUUUCUUCGAACAACCAAAAGAUCUAUUAGCUACUUCCUCUUUGAACAGCCACGAGAUCUAUUAGCUAAAUUGGAGAAAUCGGUGUCCAGCUGGUGCUACUUCUCCAGGAAAAUAUUGAUGAACAGAUGAAGAGUCUCUCCAUUUCCCUGGAUAUAAAGGCUUCAUAAGGAUUCAUGGCAUUCUCUCAGAACCGAUAUUAGUAUAUAGACUUCUUUAUUUGCUCUCAAGAUGUCAGAGGCAGCUGAUCCUGGGGAAGUGGAAUAUGAUGAGCAUACGGGUAGGUGGAGGUUUAAGCCAAGGGGAUUGCACAUCACUUGGAGUAGUAACCCAGAUUAUUGGACGAUGCCUGAGAAAGGGACGGAUGGCCCUGCAGAGUUGCUAAAGGUAUGCUGGCUUGAAAUAGAGGGCUCAACCCCAGAACACCUAUCGAAAGGGAAGAGGUAUGCACUGAGCUUCAAAAUAUCUAUGACAGAAGACAGAUUUGGUUGGCAAGAAGCUCCUGCUUUCAUGAUGGCUAAGGUAGGGAAGAAAGGAAUUGCCAAAUGGGCAAGAAUCAAUCUGGCAGAUGUGCAGGUAGAUCACGAAAUGGAAGUUCCUUUAGGCAAGCUUCAGUUUGAAGUUCCGGAAAAUGCUCAAGAUACCACACUCUACUUCGGAUUCUAUGAAUUGUGGUGUGGAGGAUGGAAGGGAGGUUUGCGAAUUCAUGAGGCUGUAGUUGAAAAAAUGCCAGAUUUACCAUCCUAGAGUUAUUAUGGCCAAAUGAACCUCUUGAAGAUAUGGUUGAUCUUGAAGAUAGUAUUUAUCAAAUAUUAUCUUGCAGAUACAUUCAAAUAUUGUGUUGCCAUAUCAAUACCUGCAAAUCUCUAGAAAUUAGGCAGUAAUUAUGCUCUGAAAGGAGUCAGCUGAUGUUGCUGAUUCUUUUCCUUAAUUGUAGGCCUUCCUGCUGUAUAUAUUCUUCCGCUAGAAAUAGAAUAAUAUAUGAGAAUUCAGUAUUUUGUUCUUAA
Molecule: messenger RNA, 1062 nt
Organism: Populus trichocarpa (black cottonwood)
Lineage: Eukaryota; Viridiplantae; Streptophyta; Magnoliopsida; Malpighiales; Salicaceae
Product: protein PHLOEM PROTEIN 2-LIKE A9
Exons: 4
Coding region: 287-802 (171 amino acids)
Source: RefSeq, a predicted model, not a curated record